Messenger RNA from Homo sapiens (human), 6991 nucleotides. RefSeq names its product vesicle trafficking 1 (gene VTA1). Gene Ontology annotation, cellular component: cytoplasm; endosome membrane. Gene Ontology annotation, biological process: late endosome to vacuole transport via multivesicular body sorting pathway. Bases 26 to 949 code for a protein of 307 amino acids. The record is from RefSeq and is marked validated. The transcript is spliced from 8 exons. NCBI's taxonomy places the organism in Eukaryota, Metazoa, Chordata, Mammalia, Primates, Hominidae.
AGGAAGUGGUGAGUUCGGAGUAGAGAUGGCCGCGCUUGCACCGCUGCCCCCGCUCCCCGCACAGUUCAAGAGCAUACAGCAUCAUCUGAGGACGGCUCAGGAGCAUGACAAGCGAGACCCUGUGGUGGCUUAUUACUGUCGUUUAUACGCAAUGCAGACUGGAAUGAAGAUCGAUAGUAAAACUCCUGAAUGUCGCAAAUUUUUAUCAAAGUUAAUGGAUCAGUUAGAAGCUCUAAAGAAGCAGUUGGGUGAUAAUGAAGCUAUUACUCAAGAAAUAGUGGGCUGUGCCCAUUUGGAGAAUUAUGCUUUGAAAAUGUUUUUGUAUGCAGACAAUGAAGAUCGUGCUGGACGAUUUCACAAAAACAUGAUCAAGUCCUUCUAUACUGCAAGUCUUUUGAUAGAUGUCAUAACAGUAUUUGGAGAACUCACUGAUGAAAAUGUGAAACACAGGAAGUAUGCCAGAUGGAAGGCAACAUACAUCCAUAAUUGUUUAAAGAAUGGGGAGACUCCUCAAGCAGGCCCUGUUGGAAUUGAAGAAGAUAAUGAUAUUGAAGAAAAUGAAGAUGCUGGAGCAGCCUCUCUGCCCACUCAGCCAACUCAGCCAUCAUCAUCUUCAACUUAUGACCCAAGCAACAUGCCAUCAGGCAACUAUACUGGAAUACAGAUUCCUCCGGGUGCACACGCUCCAGCUAAUACACCAGCAGAAGUGCCUCACAGCACAGGUGUAGCAAGUAAUACUAUCCAACCUACUCCACAGACUAUACCUGCCAUUGAUCCCGCACUUUUCAAUACAAUUUCCCAGGGGGAUGUUCGUCUAACCCCAGAAGACUUUGCUAGAGCUCAGAAGUACUGCAAAUAUGCUGGCAGUGCUUUGCAGUAUGAAGAUGUAAGCACUGCUGUCCAGAAUCUACAAAAGGCUCUCAAGUUACUGACGACAGGCAGAGAAUGAAGCCUUUGUAUGACAGACCCAUGUAUUUUUGGCAUGAGGAACUAACAGUCCAUUACUCUAUCUUCAGCCUAUCAGGAUCACAGUUUUAAGGAAGACUUGGUUUUGUUGAAUAUGACAAUGAAAUCUGUGUGUAUCAGAUUUUUAUUGAAGCAUUCAUCAGCAGCCUCAACCAGUUUUCAUUGUCCAUUUACUAGAUUCAAUCGUCUCUGAGUAUAUAGGGCUGAUGUUAGCAAGACCCUAAAAAUGUCCAUUGAACCCUGCUUCAAAAAAUGAAAACACACCUCUAUAAAAUGUGUACUGGGAAUAAGCUUUGUAUUUACAUACAUUAGGGGAAUUUUUUAAAAUCUGUAAUGUUUGGACAAACAGAUGAUAUUACUUUGCUAUAAAAUUAUAAAUGUAACUUUUAAUAAAGAUAGCCAGAAUAUUCUAAAUUAGAAAUUACGUUUUUGUUUCCCUCAAGACAUAAAACAAAUAUAAACAUUCUAAACUGCUGGAUGAAUCUGAAAAGACAUUAAGUUCAAAUUUUAAUUUAUUCUCAUAUUAAAUAUAACUCCAUUAAAAGUUUAAAAUUUCAUGGGAGAAAAUAUAAUAAGGUAAAGAGGUAGAAUCACUUUCAGACUUAAGAAUAAUGUUGAUUUCCCAAGUGCUUUACCUUAUCUGUUAAAGCGUAAGAUGAAUUGGUAUUUGCUUCAUAGGCAGUUUGACUGCAUGUAUUAGAGAAUGAAAAGAAGAUAUUUGUAGUAAUGCCUGGAAACUUGGUGCUUUAAAUUAAGGUACUCCUCUGCUGCUGUAGAAUGGAUUCCACACAGUGGAUAGCUAUGGGUGAUUCAGAAUAUUAUGUUUAGAUUCCCAUUUGUUAAGUUUAUAAGUUUUGUGGGGAAUUAUGAACUUACUGUGUACUACCUGCAUUUGUGCUGUGUGAAAAAUAAAUACAAGGAUUCGUUUAGCUAAUUCAACUUACUACAAAGACAAAUGUCUGUUUUUAUUUGCCUGCUAGGAUUGUCUUUUUUAAAAGUCAUUUUUAUUUAUAGGAAUAUGGGUGUUUCUAUAGGAAGAAACAGGUUUUUUGUUUUUUGUUUUUUAAGAUAAAUUUGACAAAGUUAACUGAAAUUUAUCUGGUCCAUUUUAUUCAUGCUACUAAGAUGGGAAUCUUUAAACACAAGGGUCAGCAAGCUUUGGCCCAUGGAUUGGCCACCUGUUACGUAAAUAAAGUUUCUUUGAAACAAGCCUACACUCAUUCAUUUAUGUUUUGUCUGUGGUUGCUUUCCACAACUGCAGAGUUGUAUGGCUUGCAAGUCUAAAAACAUUUACUAUUUGGCCCUCUAAGAAAAAGUUAAGACACCUAGUCUAAUGGCCUUUUGGGAAAAAACAAAUCACUAACUCAUAAUCAUUUAUAUCCAUUAUUUUCUGCAUAAAUGUAAUGCUAUUGUACAGGGUUUGGUAGAAUAAAUAUUCAGACUGACUAAACUGUUCUAAAUCCUCACAAAAAAGUCCCCAAACAACAUGCCUCCUAAAAAACAUUUUCCUAUCUUUUACAAGAGGUAUGAACAUUUGUAGGGUUCCACAUUUGCAUCUAGAAAUCCAAUGCUCUUUAGAAUGUUAUUACGAAUAGAAAGAUGGCCAGGAUGACCUUUAGUGUUACAUGAUGUUCAGCAAAUUUUAAUUCAAACCUUGAUAUGCCUGGACACUGAAAAGUAAACGCAUCACCUCCUAUUUUAUACCCUACCUUCUGGUUCCCAAUUGGGAGAGCACAUAGAGGGAAGGAGACAAUAUAGAAACUACGGAGUCCGCUGGUAGUGGGCUGCAUGGUGUGACAGAGCCCUUCUCUGUAAAAUGGAAAUGACACCACUAGCCAUCUCAAUAGUUACAAGAAUUAAAAGAGAUACAGUACCUGAAGUGCUUAGCGCAUGGUAGCAUUUCAUAAAUGUUUAGUGUCAAUACUAAUGCUCUAAUAAUGUAAAUUGUUAAUAAUUUAUUUCCCUAAUAUCAGGAAAUCCCAGUUGUCUAUGUGGCCCAGUGCUUAAAAACGCCUUCUUGCAUGAGGGGAUUGAACUAUACAAUGUUUGUUAACUUUGUAUUUGUAUUUUUUCCUAUAAAAUCUUAAAAUAAAAUUAGGAGAUGUGUUCUGAUGUAACAGUAGGAUUAGCAAUUUUCAUUUAUUCCUUCCAUAUAUAUUUACUGAAUGGCUACUAUAUGCCUGGUAUUGUUCUUUGAAAGCAGAAACAGCAGGAAAAAAAGUCCCUCCCUCAUAGAGUUUACAUUCUAAAAGGGAGGAAAUAGAUAAUAAAAUAUACAUUACAUUUAAUCAGUGGCUCUCCGAGUGUGAUUAGAAAUACAAAUUUUGGGCCCCACCUGUCCUACCCAAUCAGAAACUCUAGGGAUGGGUCCCAGCCUUCUGAGUUUUAAGAGACACUUAAGGUGGUCCCUAAAGUUCGAGUGGUUUAGCUCUACCCAAAUCAGAAAUAUUGCAAGUCUGAGAAAAGAGAUUCUCCUCAAACCGGUUCUCAAAGGUGUCUCUGGACGACCGGCAUCAGCAUCACCUGCGAACUUGCUAGAAAGUUCUGGGGACCACACUAUGGGAACUUCUGUAUUAAAUAGUGAUAAAUGCUAUGGAGGAAACAUUGAGGACAGGAUAGGAGAUGCUUAGGUGUGUACAGACAUAUGCAUAUUUCAAUAGAAUAGCCAGGAUAGACCUCCCUGAGGUAACAUUUGAGCAAAGAAGGAAAAGAGUAACUAGUAUGCAGAUACAUACAUGGAGGAAGAGCAUUCCCAACAGGUAGACAGAAAUCAGGUCAGAGGGUAAAAGCAGGAGAAAGGCUGGUGAGGGAGCUAAAAGCUUAGGAUCAUAAAGCUUUUUUGUAAGACACUUGACUGGGAGCUAUAUGGAAAGGUUUUCAGAAGAAACGUAGCCUGAUGUGACUUAACUUUUGAAAUAAUCAUAUUGGCUCCUAUGUUGAGAAUAGACCGUAAGGUGGGUGGUAAGUAAGGGAGGAAGCUGGGAGACCAGUUAAAAAGAGUAUUAACAAUAGGCCGGGGGCGGUGGUUCGCACCUGCAAUCCCAGCACUUUGGGAGCCAAGGCAGGCGGAUCAUCUGAGGUCAGGAGUAUAUAUUUAUUAAUAUAUAAAUAUGUAUUUAUAUAUAAAUCAUAAAUAUAUUAAUAAAUAUAUAAUAUAUAUAUUAGCCUGGCAUGGUGGCACAUACCUCUAAUCUCAGCUACUGAAGAGGCUGAGGCAGGAGAAUCGCUUGAACCCAGGAGGCGGAGGUUGCAGUGAGCCGAGAUCGUGCCACUGCACUCCAGCCUGGGCGACAGAGCGAGACUCCUUCUCAAAAAAAAAAAAAGUAUUACAAUAAUCAAGGUGAGAUAUUAUGAUGUCUUAGUCCAGGAGUAGCCUUGGAGGUAAUAAAACGGGAUUGGUUUCUGGCGGCUUUUUUUUAGGUAGAGCCACAGGAUUUCUGUAAACUGGAUGUGAGGUACGAACAUAAGAGAAGGAGUAAAGGUUGACUCCAGAUUUUUCACCUGAAUGCCUGAAAGGAAUGAGUAAUCAUGUACUGCAGUAGGGAAAGUUGCCGAAUUCCUCUCUCACUUAGACUGAAGUACAAUGUUUCCAAGUUUUUGUGACCAGCCCAAGUGAAACUGAUAACGGUGUUUUGUCAAUGCGGCAGAGGGAGAAGAAGAAAUAAGGUUCUGCUGACAAUGAUUGCCACAGAUAUCUCACCAAAUCACUGCUGAACUGGAGCUGCAAGCCAAGAAUAGUUCCCAUGGUUAGCAUGGCCUAGGAAGUUUACUGACAUCAGGACUACACCAAGAAAAAGACUCCAGUUAUGGGUCUUGAAAAUUAAUAUCCUCAGAUGUUUUUAGAAUUUAUAUAUGACUUGUAAUUCUAGAAAUUUGAGAAUUCUAUGUAUGCAUUGAAAGAUUAUAUACUGUCUUUUCUAAAGAAACACCCUAAUAGCAGCAUUGUACAAAUAUUUUCAACUCUAAAAGAAUAAUAGCUAAUGGAGUUGAUGGGUUUUGGUUUUCAUAUGAGAAGUAUCCUUCCCUGGUUGGUUGUAAUCUUUGAAGUCUAUGUGGAAUUCUAAGACUGCAGGCUUGUUCAUUGGAGUACACUUAAGUAGGACAAAUUCUAAGUAAGCAACACUUCAAUAAUAAUCAUAAUAGCUAACAUUUCAAUGUUUACUAAAUGUCAGAUACUAUUCUAAGUAUUUUGCAUAUAUUAAUUCAUUUAAUCUUCACAGUGGUCCUGAGAGGUAGGCUUUAUUUCUGUUUUAAGAUGAGGAAAGGGAGCCACAGAGUAACAAAUUUGCCUAAGGUAACACAGCUAAUAUUUAUUUCUAAGCUCAGACUGCCUGUUUCAGAUCAUAAGAAGUAUCAUCCAUGUCAGUAAGUCACCUGUUACAUUGUAAGUACAAUGAGAUGUUAUGAGUUCCACAUUAUCAAGGUCAUUGGACAGUUCCUUUUAUUAGUGAGGUGUUAGCACCUAAAUUUUUCUAUUAUCUGGGCCAUAUGUUCCAAUUGACAGUGCUAGGCAGUGAACACAGGGUAUGAACUUGAAAAUCUGAUUGCACCCUCAAUAUCUGGAAUAUACACUGAUCUAUGACCUGAAAUUGUAUGGACUGCAGCAAUCCAAGGGGACACUAAGCAGGGUUUGAGUAAUGCUACAAUGGAUUUAUAGGUCAUUUUGGAGAAGGUGUUCCACAUCAUUAGGGAGUCUGGGUUUCCCAGAUGUGCCUGUUUUAUCCUUUUUAUUUUAAAUAACAUCACUGUCUUUCCUAACUAAAAAUUCUUCAUCUUCAGGAAAUAAGAUUGAGAUACGGACUGAAAAUAUAAAAUUAGCAAUAAUGUUUAUUAUUAGAUACUUCCUCAAUUAAAUUUCUCCCUGAAAGUCUUAGGCAAAAGCCCCUGUCUCUUACUUCAUAUAUCAAGUUUGGAGGGAAAGACAUAAUUGCAUAGCAGUAUUCCAUGAAUAUAACUUAAUGGGGAACUGGCUUCAGAGUUCAGCAAUAUUGGGAAGUCUUGUCAAAUAUUAAGUCAUUCAUAUGUUCAAAAAUAUUAAUAUGUAUUGAGCAUCUACCAUCAAAUAUUUAAUAUGAUAAUGCCAUACUGGAUAUUAUAUACGAGUUACAAUAAUUCUUCCUAAAGUCAGGGAAAGCUUCACAGAUAAGGUUGAGCUGAAGGUUUGGCAGGCAGGGAAGCAAGGAGAAGUUAGCAGAGAGAAAAGCACAAGCAACACCAUGGAGGAACAAAUGUGGGCAAUUCAGGUAACUCGAGUAAUUUAGUGUUACUAUGCAUAUGGCCUAUGGAGGCCAGGAGUGUAAAUGUAUUAUGGCUGGGGCGGGGGGCUAGGGAAUGUGUUAUGACUAAAUUGUAUCCCUUCAGAAUUCAUAUUUUGAAGCACUGAUCUCCAGUGUGUCUGUGUUCAGAGGCAGGUCCCAUAGGGAGGCAAUUAAGGUUACAUGAGAUCAUAAAGGUGAGGCCCUAAUCCUAUAGGUCUGCUGUCAUUACAAGAAGAGGAAGAGCCACCGGAGCUGGCUCAUUCUGCACGUGUACAGAGAAGAGGCCAUGUGAGGACACGCAGAGGCUCGAAUAUGCUCUCAACCCUAUCAGUUGCCUGCUUUAAUUCAUCCCAUGGAAUUGUUUUGUCUUUUCGACCCCUCGGCUAUGUUAUUUGUAUUGUGAUAUAGGGGAUAUUCGGAGUCCUCUGAGACGGGACAAGGACACUGGACGGUCUAUUGUGCCAUGCUUAUAUAUUUUCUGUAUACAAUGCUUUCUGUAUAAAACCAGUAAUACCUGAGAAACAACAGUAACUUGACAAAAUUACUAUUGAUCACUUAACUUUAUGUAUCACGUAAGUUAAACUUUAUUUAUUUACAUGUGUCUCCCUCAUUAGAUGCUAAGUUCCUUGAUAUUUUAUACAUUUGUGAAUUCCUGGUAAUUCACAUGAAGCUUGAUGCAUUGUAAGUAUUCUGACCUGGUGAAAUAAAUAUACGAAUGGGCAAAAAAAUAUAUACUAAAAUGAUCAAAUAAAGGUUGUGUUCAGAAA